Messenger RNA from Liolophura sinensis, 645 nucleotides. RefSeq lists its product as uncharacterized. The coding region runs from base 1 to 549 and encodes 182 amino acids. The transcript has 6 exons. Gene Ontology annotation, molecular function: telomeric repeat DNA binding. Gene Ontology annotation, cellular component: shelterin complex. Gene Ontology annotation, biological process: protection from non-homologous end joining at telomere; telomere maintenance via telomere lengthening. The record is from RefSeq and is a predicted model, not a curated record. NCBI's taxonomy places the organism in Eukaryota, Metazoa, Mollusca, Polyplacophora, Chitonida, Chitonidae.
AUGCCAAAGUCACCUGCUAAGGGAAGUCCUCAGAAGAAGGGCAGUGUGUCUACUAGACUGAGGAAGAGAUUGAAGGAGAGUUCUACAAAUAACAGUGCAAGUGAUAAAGAUACGGGUCAGGACAUGUACGUGCCAAACCCAGGUCCUCAGGCUCUAAGUGACUUUGUCAUGGGUACUGAUCAUGCAGGCUCUAGUCAAGAAUCUCAAGCAGAAUCUCUGCCAGAGGAAGGGGAGACGGAUCUAGAGAACUCUUCUGGUCCAGAUGAGGUCAAAAAACAUUGUCAAAUUAUCAAGAGGCUUAGCAGCAGAUUUGGCCUGACGCCCAGUGAUGUUCUACAGGCCCUGUGGGCGAACAGUGGCUCCCUCCGCAACACAGUGCACUGGAUUCUCUAUGGGGUAGACACUUCAGGGUGCCCUGCGUGGAGUGAGGAGGAUGACGAGUUGUUAGGAAGUACGAGGAGCGAGGAUCUGAAUGCACUGAGGAACAAGUACGGGACACAGCGCGUUCAUCAGCGAGCAGCUUUUCUCGAGGACUCCAGCUUGAAAUAACCUCGCCUCGGCCAGCAUGUGCCUAUUUAUUCUUCUGAACGAAAAUGAAAUCUGCAGCAUUCAGAGACAUUUGAUUUGAAUAAACUGUUAAUCCAA